This is a messenger RNA of Leptosia nina, 375 nucleotides long. The record is from the annotation of a GenBank genome assembly. NCBI's taxonomy places the organism in Eukaryota, Metazoa, Arthropoda, Insecta, Lepidoptera, Pieridae.
AUGCCCUACAUUUUGAUAAGAGGCAACUUAGCUUCGUAUGGACAUAAGAAUCCGUGGCGUGUCUUAGUAUCCGGAUUAAAAGCUGAAGAUAUUGAACAACUUAACCGUUUUGCUUGUGGAGGUUAUUCUGAUAAUUCGACUAUUGUUUAUCUUCAACAUCCUUGCGUCAUUCUCAGUGCUUUAGAAGUUUUAGGAUAUAAAGUUGUAGCUUCUAGUUCAACUGCUGUUAAACAGGAUUACAAUGAAUACAUGUGGACUAUGAGAAAAGAAUUCUCUGAGCCAGAACCAUCUAUCAUUGUUGAGCAAGACAACAUAACAAACUUUAGCAAAGAGGCUAUGCACUUUCAUCAUUCUAAUAAAGAAGACGAAGUUUAA